Messenger RNA from Nerophis lumbriciformis (worm pipefish), 2082 nucleotides. The record is from RefSeq and is a predicted model, not a curated record. NCBI's taxonomy places the organism in Eukaryota, Metazoa, Chordata, Actinopteri, Syngnathiformes, Syngnathidae.
GGGGCUUCCUGUCGGAUGCAGGCUGGUAUGGAGACGCAGAGAAGGUCUUUCUCUCCUGCUUGCAGCUCUGUGCUCUACACAGUGAGGUGCUGCACUGCUACAGGGCUGUGGAAUGUUGUGUCAGGAUCCUUCAUGUACGCAAUGGUAACUGUAAGUACCACCUGGGAGAAGACACCUUCAAGCUGGCUCAGUCUCACAUGGACAAGUUAGCCAAACAUGGCCACCAGGCCAACAAGGCAGCGCUGUAUGGAGAACUAUGUGCCUUGCUCUUUGCCAAAAGUCACUAUGAUGAGGCAUACCGAUGGUGUAUCGAGGCCAUGAAGGAGAUCACUCCAGGGCUGCCAGUCAAAGUGGUGGUAGAUGUCCUUCGCCAGGCCUCCAAGGCCUGUGUGGUGAAGAGAGAGUUCAGGAAAGCAGAACAGCUGAUUAAGCAUGCGGUGUUUCUAGCAAGAGAACACUUUGGCCACAAGCAUCCCAAAUACUCUGACACACUGCUUGAUUAUGGAUUUUACUUAUUAAAUGUAGAUAAUAUAUGCCAGUCAGUUGCUAUUUACCAGACAGCGUUGGACAUCAGGCAGUCAGUGUUUGGAGGAAAGAACAUCCACGUUGCCACGGCCCAUGAAGAUCUGGCCUACUCCUCCUACGUUCACCAGUACAGUUCUGGGAAGUUCAUUGAUGCUCUGUUCCAUGCAGAACGUGCCAUCGACAUCAUCACUCACAUUCUGCCUGAAGACCACCUGCUGCUGGCUUCCUCCAAGAGGGUCAAAGCUCUCAUCCUGGAAGAAAUUGCCAUCGACUGCCACAACAAAGAGAGAGAAGAGCGCCUCCUGCAGGAAGCACACGACCUGCACCUGUCCUCUUUGCAGCUGGCCAAGAAGGCCUUUGGAGAGUUCAACGUGCAGACAGCCAAGCACUAUGGCAACCUGGGACGCCUCUACCAGUCCAUGAGGAAGUUCAAGGAAGCAGAAGAGAUGCACAUUAAAGCGAUCCAGAUCAAGGAGCAGCUGCUGGGCCAUGAAGACUAUGAGGUGGCACUAUCUGUUGGUCACUUGGCCUCGCUCUACAACUACGACAUGAACCAGUAUGAAGAUGCAGAGAGACUCUACCUGCGCUCCAUCGCUAUCGGAAAGAAGCUGUUUGGAGAAGGAUACAGUGGUCUGGAGUACGACUACCGAGGUCUGAUCAAGCUCUACAACUCUGUGGGGAACUACGAGAAGGUCUUUGAGUAUCACAAUAUUUUAUCCAACUGGAAUCGACUGAGGGAUCGACAGUUUGCGGUGGCCGACGCCCUGGAGGACGUCAACACCACGCCCCUUCAGACCCAGGAAGUGGUUCGAGCCUUCCUAUUGGCUCAAAGCUUAGGCCACCAAACUCCGAUCCAUCCCAGCCUGGGCUGACGCGGCACGCCAGGAAGGAGCCCGGCACGUGGAGCAGGUAGACGAGGUGCGGUCACCUGGGAGUACUGAGAGGAAGUAAGUGUAAGUACCUUCUCAGGUGAUGUCCACACCACACUGAUCUUCUCAAAAGUCAUUCCAAGUGAUGAUUGUGCAUAGCUGAUGUUGUUGUUGUUGUUGUUCACCUUGAAUGUUCUCAAGUGCACACUCUUACCAACACCUGUGCCUUUUGAAAAUAUCCAAGUCAACGUGCGGACAUGAGACUUAUUAGCCACGCCCCUUUUGUCUCAGCUUGGACACCUUGAUCAUGAGUCACAUUUUGCUGACAUGACAUUUCAGUCACACAUGGACGUCUUUUCAUGGCAGACACAUCUAGAAAAUAAAACGUAUACAUGUUGCAACUCUUUUCUUCUUUUCUACACGACAAACAUGUCUUUCAAAUGCUAGCAUGCUAACGUUAGCAUGCUAGCCAAAUGUGACUGAGGUGUACACCUACAAAACUAGCACGCUAACAGGCAUCAUUGGUCAAGUAACAACAUAUUUAACACUGCCGGCAAAAUUAGCGUCCUAAUGUUAGCGUGCUAAAAUGCUAACUGCAACAUGUGUGAAGUAUUCAAAUACAUUACUCUGAGGUGUGUACCUGAAAUGUGUCUCAAAUGCUAAUCAAUCAAUCAAACUUUACUUAUGA